Molecule: messenger RNA, 972 nt
Organism: Penicillium cinerascens
Lineage: Eukaryota; Fungi; Ascomycota; Eurotiomycetes; Eurotiales; Aspergillaceae
Product: monocarboxylate transporter
Exons: 6
Coding region: 1-972 (323 amino acids)
Cellular component (GO): fungal-type vacuole membrane
Source: RefSeq, a predicted model, not a curated record
AUGUCUAGUGACGAAGAAAAGCGUCAGGGCCCCCAGGAACCUCCUAAUGGAGGCGCCCGAGCGUGGGGUGUGGCUCUGGGAGCUUUUGCCGCACAGAUCACAACCUUUCUCUCCUCCCAAUCCUCCAAUGCAAUCUCCUGGAUCGGCUCCCUGCAAGCUUUCUUCCUCUUCCUCCUCGGGGCCAUCAGUGGCCCCCUCUCCGACCGUCUCGGCGUCAAAGCCGUCGUGAUCCCCUCAGGCCUCACCCUGGGUGUUUUGGGGGGUAUGGCUUGCGGUAUGAUUUUUACCCCUGUGGUUUCCUGCGUCGGGCAGUACUUCACCACGCGUCGGGCGUGGGCUAUGGUUGUUGUGGUGUCCGGCGCUGCUGUCGGAGGUAUUAUCUUCCCCAUCACCCUUAAUCGUCUCCUAAUUAGUUUCGGCUGGUCGGUGCGUGAUAUCGGCUUCAUUAUGCUCGUCUUGAUCAUCUACGCCGCCUUCCAGUGGCCUUAUAUCUUAACAAACGCGGGCUUCCUCCUCGCCCUGCUGGGCCAUUACGCACCUAUCUUCUAUAUCCCAGACUAUGCUCUCGAGCGCCGCAUGAGCAGCCAGUUGGCCCUGUACCAGGUUGCGAUCCUCAAUGCCCCCUCAUUCUUCGGGCGGUUGAUCCCCAACUUCGCAGGUGACAAGCUAGGCCGGUUUAACAUCACCAUCUUCACAUAUGCCGCCUGCGCGAUUCUCCUCUUCUGCUGGACAGCUGCGAUCUCUAAUGCGGCGAUUAUGGUCUGGAUCGCGUUCUUCGGGUUCCUUUCUGGCGGGGCAUUUUCGUUGUAUUCGCCUAGUGUUGCUCAAGUGUGUCCGAAUCCAAGCGACAUCAGCACGAACUAUGGAUAUCUGGAGGCGUCGAUGUUCAGCGGGGCGGCGUUUAUGGCGGGCUUGAUCUAUCAGAUUAUUGCGCGGUUAUUGUUGGAGAAGAGGCCGUGGGCUGUCGCUUAG